Hipposideros armiger (great roundleaf bat) is the source of this 2751-nucleotide messenger RNA. It is a transcript of the gene DENND2C, whose product is annotated as DENN domain containing 2C. The record is from RefSeq and is a predicted model, not a curated record. NCBI's taxonomy places the organism in Eukaryota, Metazoa, Chordata, Mammalia, Chiroptera, Hipposideridae.
AUGGAUGUUGGUUUUUCUCGUUCUACUGUUCAGACAGUGUCAAGAAGCCACUGCAAAAACAUCAAACAAAAAAUUUCUCAGUAGGAAGGAAGAACUAAUGACAUAUCUAGUCCAGAUAAGUGGCCCCCAGAGGACUUUGCAGUGAGAUAUAAGAACUGUCAUCAGGAGAUUUUAAAAAAUCCUGUUGCUGAGGGAAAGAGCAAACAGUUGGAUGUCAACUCUCAAAAUGUCAGUCUAGAUAUUAAUGAAGAUACCAAAAACAGUAAUCAAAGUGAGGAUGAAAGUGAGAAACGUGAAUAUGAUGGUACAUGCUUCUUUAAAAACAAAUCAGAACCCAACUGGGUAUGUUCUCAGGUCAACCAAAUCGAAAGCUGGAAAAAAGUUGUUUUGAAUCCAGAGACUGCAUUACCUCCAGGAAAUUUCUAUACCUCACAAAUACUGUGGAAGAAAAUAGAAGUACUUCCUCCAGAUAAAGUCUUAAACUUGGCUUUAGAACAUUGUGACGCUUCAGAAAAAGAACUGAAUUUCAGAGUCCUGGAUAGCUCCUAUGGAAUAACCAAGAACUUAGAAAACAUUUACUCCAAACCUGAGGGCCAAGAAUGUGGACCUUCUAUAUAUUCUUUGCCAAAGUCUCAUAGGACAUUCAGAUAUUUAUCUGAAUCGGGUGUUAUGCCAUAUAAAAAAGGAAACUGUGACAGAAAUACUGUGAAAGUGAUUCUUGUGGCAUUGGCCUCCUCUUGGGAACCUGAACCAAAAAAAUAUGGCAGAAAAAUCAGAAGAAAAUCUAAAAGGAAAUCCUUUGAGUUUGAAAAUAUUCAGCACUUUCGAAAUUGGAACACACGGGAGAUUCAUGAAGAACUUGGAAGAAAUUCUGGCUCAGCACUUUAUUACACACAGUCUGAGGACAAUAUCUAUGAAGAUAUCACAUAUCCCACUAAAGAAAACCCGUAUGAAGACAUUCCAGGGCAGACUUUGCCCAUGUGGAGAUCCCCUUCAGUAGAACCACCUCCCAAAAGUGCUUUCAGAGCACCCAAGCUUCCUCCCAAACCUCAGUUCCUUCACCGGAAGACUGUGGCACUGAAGAACUCACAUGCUUAUUUCGGGUCAAAGCCCUCAAAAGAUACCACUUUGCCCAUCACUUUAACUGAAUGGAAGCUUUUUUGAGCUGGAGAAGUUGCAAAAAAGAAAAGGAAAAAUCUUCCAAGGCUUGUACUGAAAAUAGAUGACAUAUUUGAAUCAAAGAGAGAGAAGAAGAGAGUAAAGUUACACCCUUACACUGGAAAAGAUGUACCUCCCUCAAAAGAUAAGAAUUCUGGGAACGAAAGUGAUGCCGAGUAUCUGCCAAAGAAUCGCUACAAGCACUUAGCACAACUUCAGCAGUCUUCCAAGAGGAAUCCUAACUACCAGACCUUAGAGCGGGAUCUCGUUGAAUUACAGGAGCGACAGCUGUUUGAACUUUUUGUGAUAGUGUUGCUACAGAAGAAACCAUCAGAAAUAAGCUACAUUCUCCAGGUCAUAUAGCAAUUCCCUAGCAAGGGUGAUCAUGGCUUUAAGCAAUCCAAAAACACUGAAGAGAAGCUCAAAGUGAUCCCCAAAUUUUGUUUUCCUGAUUCAGAGGACUGGGUGCCAACCUCAAAACUCAAGAGUAGAACGUUCUCCUUUGUUUUGACUGGUGAAGGGUGGUAUGGUUACUGUAAGAAGCUUUUGCCAGAAGGCAAAGGGAAGUGACUGCCUGAUGUAUACUGCAUGGUUAGUUGCCGAGGCUGCUUCAACCUGUUUUCAAAGAUUCUGGAUGAAGUGAGAAGAGAGAUGUCUCUGGUCCUGGUUUACCCAUUCAUGCAAAGCAUCAUGGAAGCCCCUUUCCCAGCUCCUGGGCACACCAUCACAGUUAAGAGCUACCUCCCUGGGGCUGGAGAUGAGUCCAUUGAACUGUGCCAACCACUGGAUUCCCAACUGGAACAUGUUGACUUUGAAUGCCUCUUUAAGUGCCUGAGUGUGUGUCAUCUCAUCCAGGUCUGUGCCUAUCUCCUUUUGGUGAAGGUGAUCUUUGUGGACAACAGCCUAAGCACCCAGUCAAAAUGCGGCCAUGCUGUGGUUGCCAUGCUAUAUCCAUUUACUGGCAGCCACACCUACUUCCCAGUCCUGCUGGCAUCAAUGAUCAACAUUGUGUGUUGCUCACCUACUCCAUUCCUUAUUGGAAUCCUGUCCUGCUCCUUAUCACAGCUCCAGGACCUACAUAUUGAAGAGGUGCUGAUAGUUGAUCUCUGUGUGGACAAGUUCUUACAGGAGGUACCUGAUGAGGAUGAAAUUUUACCACCUAAACUCCAAGCUGCUCUAAUGCAGAUUUUGGAAGAACGAAAUGAACUCUUGGUUCAGGAGCAGAACUUUUCACAAGAUGUGACAUUCAACUCUCUGGUGUCCAAAGCAUUUGUCAGAUUUUUUGUGGAGCUGGUGGGACAUUAUUCUUUAAGCAUGACUGUCACUGAGCGUGGGGAGCUUAUAUUUCAAAGGGAGCCAUUCUGUAAAUCCCACACCUCCCAAAGUGUUCACCACUUCCUAGAUUUCUUCAUGGAAACUCAGAUGUUUGCAGGAUUCAUCCAGGACCCAGAGCUUCAGAAAACUGGGGUGAAAGGUUUGUUUGAGGUCCGGGCCUUCCAGUAUUUGAAAACAAUUCCUGAGUCUGAGUCCAGUGGGAUGAACAGAAUUUUGCAGCGUCUUGGAAGUAAAAUGAAAUUUCUGCAGAAGAAAUGA